AAGAAGGAGCAGUUGCUGAGGUGAGCACUUCCGUUCUGUUAUUUUCUUCCAAUUUCUCAGCUUUACUAUGAACUGCAUGGCAGGUUUCAUUCUGUGGACAGGACACUGAGAUUUCUGCAGGAUACAUCUAACUGAAGACAUGUCUUAGAGCUGCUUCUGCACCCAGAGAUCCAGUGCUGUUGCUGGUUAUAAACAGGCUGUGCUACCAGACAACUUCCCUACCUGUCCCAGACUAUAAGCUGCAGAUCUCCAACUACCGAAGAAAGAACUCUUUUCGUCAGGACUAAAACGAAAAAAGAAGAAACCAAUGAACAGACGUUUCUGGGAUUUGUACAGAUGGGAAUUUGGAAUAUGAGCUGCAACUUAAAAUGCAUAUCCUACUGAGUGCAGUCUAAGUAUUAAUGGAUUAUAUCAACUGAGGCCAUGUCCUAUCCAGUCCAAAGAUUGAUAUUGCAGUGGGAAUUAUCUGACCAGCCAAUAGGGACAUUCCAUGGGUCGCAUUUCUUGGAUUUCUUAGACAUGCGAAAAUUCAUCAAGGCACUCAAGCACUGAUGAAGAUUUUAUAUUGAUGAUCCUUUUGGGACCAGAGAAAUGACCAGUAACAAGGGUCAGCGUCUGGUAAUCUUCAUGGCAGUCUUCGCUCUGACAACACUGGUGAUCCUUUACAGUUCAACUAGUGGUAACUCUUCCGUCCACUACAGCUCAAGAGACAUCACAAAGCUCAGUUUACCAUUAAUCAGUCGCGUGUCCAAUCUGAAAAAGUGGGGAAUGGAAAAUGGAUAUCAUUCUGUCUCGGCAAACAAAUCUCUGAACCUCCACUGCCAAACCUGUGCCCUUGUGAGCAGUUCCAGCCACCUUUUAAACAGCAGCCUUGGACCAGAGAUUGAUGGGUCAGAGUGCAUCAUACGGAUGAAUGAUGCCCCAACUACAGGAUUUCAGAAGGAUGUAGGAAACAGGACAACUGUCCGUGUUGUUGCCCAUUCCAGCAUCUAUAGGGUACUAAAUAGGCCCCAGGAAUUUCUCAAUAAAUCUCCAGAUGCCACACUUAUCUUCUGGGGUCCCCCCAACAAGAUGAUGAAAGAAAAGAAAGGGACAAUUUACCGGAUAAUCCAGAGAGUAAGCCAGGCUUUCCCCAACCUGACUGCUCUUAUUGUAUCUCCAGCAAAAAUGCAUCAUUUUGAUGAACUGUUCCACCGGGAAACUGGGAGAGACAGACAGAAGUCCCAUUCUUGGCUUAGUACUGGCUGGUUUACCAUGGUGAUUGCUGUGGAGAUAUGUGACAAGAUAAUGGUUUACGGUAUGGUCCCACCUUCGUAUUGCAGCCAGAAACCUCGUCCCAAAAAGAUGCCAUAUCACUACUAUGAGCCAAAGGGUCCAGAUGAGUGUACAACCUACAUCCAGAAUGAGAAGGGGCGAAGGGGGAAUCAUCACCGCUUUAUCACAGAAAAGUAUGUCUUUGCACGUUGGGCCAAGCUCUAUAAUAUAACAUUCUUCCAGCCACAUUGGUGAUAAGUUUUGAGACUCUGGAAAUAUAAAUGCCAGCUUUCACAUUCAUGGUGCAAAGAAGGCUUCUUGAAAUGAACUGGAAUGGAGGCAAAUUUUAACUUAAGUGCACUGGAGAAAUUCUGUCUGUAAUUUCCUUGGGAAUUGUUUUUCCUCUAGAAGUUCCAUCUGUUGGUUUUUGUUACUCAUCUACUAAUCUUAAACUUUCCUGAAGACAAGUUGCUUUAGAUCUCUUGUAAUAUCAACUGUCUAAUCACCCAAUAAUGGUCAUAAACUGGUUUUGCCUCCCUUUGUUAUACCUUUUGAGAAAGAUGUAGGCAAAAUCCAAAAUUAUUUUCAAUAAUAAUACUAUUUAGAAAAAUACAGCUUAUACUGCAAUACAAAUGAUGUUUUAAUAUUAAUUUUGCUCAUGAACCACUUUUAAGCAAAAGACAACUACAGCCACUUAAGAGAUCUUUAUUGCAAUGUUGUGAGACCUUUGAGUUAGUUGUAUUAGCUUAUAGGAUAUAAGAGGUAAAGCCCCAAGCAUGAUGCAUAUAUAGGACACUUGCCUUAUGCAGGGCAGGGUAUCACCGAUUACUGGAUUGCUUACAUGUCAGUGGUUAAGUAUACUUCAUGUACAAGUGAUUCACAGGUGUAUACUAUACUUCCUGUAUCUCAUAUCAGUUAUUUCGUACUGUUAAUAUGCAUUAUAAUUGACCUGUUAAAGUCAUGAUUGCUAGAUGACCUCGUCUGGCACAGCAGAUUGUAUCAUCAGAUCAGUGGGGAGCUAUACAGACAGAUUAACAAGGUGAACACUAAUGGAAAUACAGUUUCAGUAGGAUUUUUACUCUUUAGUGGAUGCCUUCACUGAAUGCUCACACACGUGCACACUCGCACAAAUCACGUGCACACUCACAAUAACAUGCCGGUAAGGAUCAUGUUAUAAGGUCUUUUGUAAUAACAUAGUUACAAAUAUUUUUUAAAAAAGUACAAUUCACUAUGUUACUUAGACAAAUGAGUAAGUGACACAUGCCUUCUACACCAGCAGUGUCACAAUUGUAUAAAUGUCAGUACAUUUCAUGAAGAUAAUGGUGAUGUAACUGACUUAUCAGUGAUCACCUAAUGCCACUGUACACUGAUUUGGGGACAUUUCCCCUUCUCUUUUGUUGUGCAACCAUAAAUUAGUCUGGAAUAUAUAAGAGGGGUGUAAAGGAGGGGUGAAAUCUCCCAUAAGAGAGGGAAAGGACAGCUUACCUUCCUGCAAGAACUCAUGCUGAUUGUUGCAUACUUGUACAGUGAGAGUGCGUGCUGUAUGUAUGAUCAGCCAGGAGCAGUAUGCACUGUUUUGUCAGAUGUCUACUGUCAGCAAUGCUGAGUGCAAUCAUGAAGUUGUUGUAUGUAAGUAAAGGCUUGUCAGUGCCUUUAUAUUCAGUACUAACAUUAUCCCUGUUCAUGACUUUUUUACUUAGCAAUCCACUUAUGCUGUGCUGAUAAGGUCAACAAAAAGGCAAAAACUUUCAUGUCAUGUCCACUGCUUGUGGGAGUUGCACAUUACUGGCCUGAAUGCAACCAUAAAGACUGAAAAAGUAACAAAAUAAAUAAAUUACAAAAAAUGGACAUUCAGAAGCCAUGUAGCGGAAACAUCCAAUGUCCUUAAGGGGUCAUUUGCAUAUAUCCCAUGGGCUUCCAUUACAGGAGAUUUAAAGUAUCUCACACACACACACAUACAUACAUACAUACAUAUUAGAUAAACAUACACAUUGCUAGUAGGUGUAAAAACUGGAAUCACCACGUUUUUCACCUUUUUAGUAUGAUACUACCUUAAGUUUUCUCCGAGUUGUCAGCAGCCCUUUUAAACAAAAGGAGUGAGCUAACAAGUCAUGAAUUGAAAUAAUGUUGCCAUCUGUGGUUCUCUACUGACAAGUUUUCUUACCAUAACCUUAUUUAAUCUGUGAAUCUGACACCUGAUUUACAUAAUAUUUCUAGAAUAAAAAAAACAAUUAUGUGGCAUUUUAAUUAGCAUCUAUAUAUUCACAGAGGCUCACUAAACUGCAUUGGCUUUGUUUGACUACAGCACUGACAUUGACUAUUGCUGCGAAUUUUGAAUUUCAAGGCGUGUUCCUAUUUUUUUGGCAAUAAGUACAAAUCUGUGUUGUGACCAGCUAAUAAAAAAGAAGAGGAAUCAAUGAGGCCAGCCGAACCCAACCCAAAUGUUAAUGACUGUGUUCUGUAUAAAGAGCGUUUACCAUUUUUUUUUUUAGAUUGGAAGUUCCAAUUUCCUCCUCUGGUAUCAGGAAUGCACAGUAAUUAUGAACCUUGUCAUUUCAAUGAACCCACUAGCACUGAUUACAAAACAAUAACAACCAAUUCUAUUAAAUGCACACCCUUUUUUGGAUUUUUUUUUAUUACAUGCUGUUGGAAUCUGUGCUUAGAUUUGCUUUUUAUUUUCAAUUUCUUUUUAAUAAAUUGUUUCAAUGUCA
Messenger RNA from Protopterus annectens (West African lungfish), 3965 nucleotides. RefSeq names its product ST6 N-acetylgalactosaminide alpha-2,6-sialyltransferase 6 (gene ST6GALNAC6). Gene Ontology annotation, biological process: ganglioside biosynthetic process; oligosaccharide metabolic process. The coding region runs from base 592 to 1509 and encodes 305 amino acids. Lineage: Eukaryota; Metazoa; Chordata; Ceratodontiformes; Protopteridae. The transcript has 8 exons. Gene Ontology annotation, molecular function: alpha-N-acetylgalactosaminide alpha-2,6-sialyltransferase activity. The record is from RefSeq and is a predicted model, not a curated record.